This is a messenger RNA of Podarcis lilfordi (Lilford's wall lizard), 384 nucleotides long. NCBI's taxonomy places the organism in Eukaryota, Metazoa, Chordata, Lepidosauria, Squamata, Lacertidae. The record is from the annotation of a GenBank genome assembly.
AUGGGAAACUGGAGUGGUAAAGACUCUCCUUUUGAUUUUCUUUCUCUUCCCCCACCCCCCAGUGCAUCUGUGGCCAUCUGCUUGUCUGCUUUAUUUGGUCAUGUUCCUCCCCUUCCCCCCCCAAAAAAAAACCCCCAUGGCAUUGUCACAGCACUUUUUUUAUUAAAAAAAAAUUGUGAACCAAGAACCUUGUCAAGCACACAAACAUCUCCACAAUGUGAAAUGUAUAUAGCAUGUUGGACUCUCUGCGUCCAGUGUUCAAGACUGCAUUGUAAUCGUUUAAAAAAAAAAAAGGAAAUUGAAUCAAGACUUGGCUGUGAAUUUAUUUUUUUGUGUGUGUGCUGUCCUGGAAAUAAGUGUAGUGUUUUGUAUCCUGUAUGUUAA